AUGGUGCAUUCCCACGACGUUCAAGACUCACCCUCACUCGAACACUCUCCCUCAUCACAACGCCGUAAUUUACCGCGUUCCAAUUCCACCGAUUCUCACUCCCAAAACAACCGUCCUAUAACUUUCUCCCCCACACCUCCGAUUCACGCUACUGUCAAAAAAGAACACGAUAAUUGCGAUUCACAGGUAACAUAUUCAAAGAUUCAAAAUGACGAUCUUGGAGUGGAGAGUACCAGUAGUUUACGGAAAUGUUCGACGAUUUGUGAUGUUCUUGACACCGAGGUUGAAGAUUCUGAGACUCUUUUGAGUUCUGUUGAUAAUGGUGGAAAUGGAAAUGCAUCUUUUCAGUUAGAUUUUCCUAUUUUGAAGGUGAAAGAGGAGAUUGAUGAAGGUAGUGUCGAUGAUCUUGAUCAUGUUGUACUGAAAGAAAGGCAAAGGAUGCUGCUAGCUAGGAGGCUUCCAGGGCUGCGAAGUCCAGCAUUUGAGGCUAAUAGUGAAUGCUUGUUCAAAAACAUCGUGGAUCAAACUGUUAAAAAAGAAAAUGGAGAAUUUUCUUCUGUUGAUGGGAAAAUAACUGCAGCUAGAGAUCAGUGUCACGGCAUUCCAGAAGGAAAAAAUACUUCACUAUCUGAGUUACCACAUGAAGCCCCCUCUGGAUCAUCUUUGUCAACUGAGCAUGCCGCAUCUAAAUCAGGAAGACCAGUAACUUCAGCAUACCCCCAAGAAUACGACCAAAUAGUCAAAUCCGAAGAAAUGAUCACACAUUUUGAUUCACAAGAGGAACAAGGUGUUAUGCCUACAAACAAUAACGGGCCAAGUAGUUCAGCUUGUCCGACCUCUGUCAAAAUCAAGGGUGAACCUUGGGAUAACAGCGAAAUCCACAAUGUUAUAGAGAAUGCGAUGGGCAGCACCUCCAUUAAACUGCCAGUUGCUAAAAAUGAACAGGAACUCCAUAACGACUAUACCGAUGAUCAAGUGGAACAUAUGAUCUUAAACGAUCGGUUGAAGUUUCUAAUGUCCAGAAAGGAUUGUAAUUUAAAUAUUCCUAUAAGCUACCCUGUGUCAAGCUCCAAUUUUUCAGAAUCUGCAGAACCUUCACGCAUCAAGUGUGCACGAAAAAGAAAGAAAACAGCCACGAAUUCAAUUCAAACAGCUCUUGAGGAGGAUGCCCCUGGCCUUUUGGAGGUAUUGCUAGACAAAGGUGUGUUAGUAGAUGAAAUUAAGCUUUAUGGAGAAACAGAGAAUGAUGAAGCUCUGGAUGAAUCACUUUGCCAAGAUAGCUUUUCAGAGCUUGAAGCUGUGAUGACAAAGAUUUUCUCUCAACGCAACUCUCUCAUUAAAUUCCCUGUUAUUCGCGCUGGAAAGGGUUCAAGAGAGAGUUAUUGCUUGGAUUGUCUAAUCUCACUAGUGGAGCAGGUAAGAUGUUUGAAGCUUCAAAAAUGGCCUGUUGAGUGGGGUUGGUGUCGAGAUCUUCAAUCAUUUAUUUUUGUUUUUCACAGGCAUAACAGGAUAGUGCUGGAACGCCCUGAAUAUGGCUAUGCAACCUACUUCUUUGAACUGUUAUCAGCCUUACCCGUUGAAUGGCAGAUCAAGCGGUUGGUGGUUGCUAUGAAGCUGACUACAUGUAGCAGGAUCUCCAUUAUUGAAAACAAAGAAUUAUUGGUUGGAGAAGAUUUGUCGGAAGGUGAGGCAAAGGUGUUAAUGGAAUAUGGCUGGAUCCCAACCACUGGUCUUGGAACCAUGCUUAAUUACCGUGACAGAGUUGUGCAUGAUAGGAAGAACGUGGACACUUCUGAGUGGCGUACUAAAAUUGGGAAGUUGUUGGUGAAUGGUUAUUGUGGUGGAACCACAUUGACGCUCAACAUCCCAAAAAGAGUUGCAGAUUACAGGCGUGCUCAAAAUCCUGACAUAGACUCUAGUGUUCCGACAAAUGAUUAG
This is a messenger RNA of Lathyrus sativus (Indian pea), 1938 nucleotides long. The record is from the annotation of a GenBank genome assembly. Lineage: Eukaryota; Viridiplantae; Streptophyta; Magnoliopsida; Fabales; Fabaceae.